This is a messenger RNA of Ambispora leptoticha, 852 nucleotides long. Lineage: Eukaryota; Fungi; Glomeromycota; Glomeromycetes; Archaeosporales; Ambisporaceae. The record is from the annotation of a GenBank genome assembly.
AUGACUUCUCGUGAAUUGGAAGUUACAACUCUAUAUAUUUACCCGGUGAAAUCUUGUCGUGGCAUCCAAGUGGAUUCAUGGAAGACUAAUAAAUUUGGUUUUAUGUAUGAUAGAUUUUGGAUGGUUGUUGAUGAGAAUUACAAGUACCGAACGCAACGCGAAUUUCCAAAGAUGGCUUUGAUAGUCCCAACCAUUAACGAAAACCCAGAAGACGAGCAUGGAGGAUCUCUUGUAUUGACAGCACCAGGAAUCGAUAGAGAAUUAUCACUUCCACUUAAUCCAAACAAUCUUGACGCAUACGAUUGUGGCGAUGAGGCAGCAACCUGGAUCACCGAAUAUAUGGGAGUAUCAUCACGAAUCGUAUACAAAUCCACACAAGAAAUAAGGACCCUCGGAAUAUACGCGCCAAGUGAACAAGUUCUCGGAUUUAAACCGCAGACAGCGUUCGCCGACGGCUAUCCUUUCUUAUUGAUAAGUGAAGAAUCGUUAAAUGAUGUGAACAAUAGAGUGUCGUCACCUGUUAUCAUGCGGAAUUUUCGACCUAAUAUUGUGGUCAAAGGAUGUCGAUUUCCUUUUGAAGAGGAUACUUGGAAACAAUUUGUUAUUGGUGAAGAUGACGAAAAUUUGUUUUACGUCGCAUCUCGUUCUACUCGGUGUAUUAUGGUAACCGUAAAUCCAGAGACUGGGAAGAGAAAGAGUAAUGAGGUAUUCAAAGUUUUACAAUCAUAUCGUAGAGUAGAUAAACAAUCAAAAUACCGACCUUGCGUUGGAAUGAAUCUUGUUCACAAGAAAAUUGGGGCGAAAUUAAAUGUCGGCGAUAAAAUUCGUAUAAUCGACGCAAUAAUAAGUUAG